This is a messenger RNA of Eruca vesicaria subsp. sativa (arugula), 1554 nucleotides long. The record is from the annotation of a GenBank genome assembly. NCBI's taxonomy places the organism in Eukaryota, Viridiplantae, Streptophyta, Magnoliopsida, Brassicales, Brassicaceae.
AUGGGAAAUUGUUGCGCUCAUGGACGAGACGAACCCACGCAGGACAGAGGACUUGGAGAUAGUGCUGAAGCCUCUGUGAAAGCUUCUAGACACCCACCAGCAUCUCCUCCUCCUGGAGCCAAGCAAGGCCCCAUAGGACCAGUCCUAGGCCGACCAAUGGAAGAGGUAAAAAGCUCAUAUACAUUAGGGAAAGAGCUUGGCCGUGGACAGUUCGGUGUAACCUAUCUCUGCACUCAAAAAUCCACGGGACUACAAUUCGCAUGCAAGACCAUUGCCAAAAGGAAGCUGGUGAACAAAGAAGACAUUGAAGAUGUAAGAAGAGAGGUUCAGAUAAUGCAUCACUUGACAGGUCAACCAAACAUCGUUGAGCUCAAAGGAGCGUAUGAGGAUAAGCACAACGUGCAUUUGGUUAUGGAGCUUUGUGCUGGAGGAGAGUUGUUUGAUAGGAUUAUAGCCAAAGGUCAUUACUCUGAGAGAGCUGCUGCUUCGUUGCUAAGAACCAUUGUUCAGAUUAUACAUACUUGUCAUUCAAUGGGGGUUAUCCACAGAGACUUGAAGCCUGAGAACUUUUUGUUGCUUAACAAAGAAGAGAACUCUCCUCUAAAGGCAACAGACUUUGGGCUUUCCGUGUUCUACAAGCCAGGAGAGGAGUUUAAAGAUAUUGUGGGAAGUGCUUAUUACAUUGCACCUGAGGUUUUGAAGAGGAAGUAUGGACCAGAGGCUGAUAUUUGGAGCAUUGGUGUCAUGUUGUAUAUUCUCUUGUGUGGUGUUCCACCUUUCUGGGCUGAGUCUGAGAAUGGGAUUUUCAAUGCCAUUUUAAGUGGACAGAUUGAUUUUGCAAGUGAUCCAUGGCCAGCUAUUUCACACCAGGCAAAGGAUCUUGUGAGGAAGAUGCUAAACUCUGAUCCAAAACAAAGACUAACCGCUGCUCAAGUUCUCAACCAUCCAUGGAUUAAGGAGGAUGGAGAAGCACCAGAUGUUCCUCUUGACAAUGCUGUGAUGUCAAGGCUCAAGCAGUUCAAAGCAAUGAACAACUUUAAGAAAGUUGCUUUAAGGGUGAUAGCCGGGUGCUUAUCAGAAGAAGAAAUCAUGGGGUUAAAGGAGAUGUUCAAAGGUAUGGACACUGAUGACAGUGGAACAAUAACUCUUGAGGAACUAAGACAAGGACUUGCCAAGCAAGGUACAAGGUUGUCUGAAUACGAAGUCCAACAGUUAAUGGAAGCUGCUGAUGCUGACGGUAACGGAACAAUAGACUAUGGAGAGUUCAUAGCAGCAACAAUGCACAUUAACAGACUUGACAGAGAAGAGCAUCUCUUCUCAGCUUUCCAACACUUUGACAAAGACAACAGUGGAUAUAUUACAAUGGAAGAGCUGGAGCAAGCCCUGAGGGAGUUUGGCAUGAGUGAUGGCAGAGACAUCAAGGAAAUCAUUUCUGAAGUUGAUGGAGACAAUGAUGGGAGGAUAAACUAUGAGGAGUUUGUGGCAAUGAUGAAAAAAGGAAACCCAGAUCCUAACCCUAAGAAGCGGCGUGAACUGUCCUUUGACACAACUUGA